Molecule: messenger RNA, 901 nt
Organism: Sardina pilchardus (European sardine)
Lineage: Eukaryota; Metazoa; Chordata; Actinopteri; Clupeiformes; Clupeidae
Product: transcription factor HES-5-like
Exons: 2
Coding region: 200-664 (154 amino acids)
Biological process (GO): anterior/posterior pattern specification; regulation of neurogenesis; regulation of transcription by RNA polymerase II
Cellular component (GO): nucleus
Molecular function (GO): DNA-binding transcription factor activity, RNA polymerase II-specific; protein dimerization activity; RNA polymerase II cis-regulatory region sequence-specific DNA binding
Source: RefSeq, a predicted model, not a curated record
CAGAUUUAUUGAGGAAUGUGUGUAAUUUUGAUUUGAGUUGUUGUGGCCGCCUCACCCACUGGCCUGGGAGUGUGGGAAACCUAAUCUUGCCCGGGACUCAUGCCUUUGUAAUGCUAAUGAGUUCCUAUAAAUAGGGCAGUGUGCCUCAUGACAGACCAGUUGCCUUCUGACAACACACACGCUCACUCUCUCUGCUAGAAUGGCACCUACAAUCAGCUCUGACUUUACCAACUCUAAACUCUCCAACAAGGAAAAACACAGAAUGAGAAAACCAGCUGUAGAGAAAAUGCGCAGAGAUCGCAUCAACAGCAGCAUCGAGCAGCUCAAAGCCAUGCUGGAGAAGGAGUUCCACAAGCAGGACCCCAACACCAAGCUGGAGAAAGCUGACAUCCUGGAGAUGACAGUGGCCUUCCUGAAGCAGCAGCUGCAGUCCCGAAGCUCGGCCCCCCAGCAGGCCCACAGCGACGGCUACUCCCAGUGCUGGAGGGAAACGUUGCAUCGCCUGUCUGUCAACUCCAAGGUGGACUCCGCGCCUCUGCGUCUCAGCCACUGCCACAGUAUCCACAGUUUCUCUCCAGCAUCUCCAGUCCUCUCUAUCAAACACAGCCAAACACCAGUGAAGCAAGGCACAGACACACAGAAGUCAGUCUGGAGGCCCUGGUAAAGAAACCGCUCAAGCUCAUGUAAAUCUGAUCAAGACAACCCAACAUACCUGAUAUAAUGGAAAUAGACAUGAAUGCUGUGAAAUGUCUAUUAAGUCGGCACUUAAAAGAAGCACUUGUUCUGACAUCUGCUAGAUGAGGUCUGUGAGACCUUUCAAUUGCUGUACAUCUUAAAGAUGAUGAUUGUGCUAUUGCUCCUCUCUUACCUUAGCAUGUGACUCCUGUGGAGUUCAUUUGUC